UGUUUUCCUUCAUCAGAGGGCUAACUACAGUCCUGCUGGGUCAUCUCCUCUUUCUCACUCAGCUUCUGCCAUUUUAGAUUGUUGACAUGUCUACCCUCGGGAGUUUCGAUGGUUUCCAGCCAGUGGCUCUGAAGCAAGAUGGAGAUGACCAGCCAUCAGAAAGAGACCAUCUUUCUGUAAAAGAGGAUGAUCCUCUCAAGCCUUCAAAGUCAAACCGAAUUACAAGACAGCCAAGCAUCACUGAGACAACACUCUACCCAAACCCUUACGUCCGACCAUAUACCUCGAGGAAGUACUUUGUUACCCGGCCAGGAGCCAUUGAUACAGCUAUGGAAGACUUAAAACGUCAUGUGGCAGGGACUACUGGGGAAACCGUUCAAAGCUUCUGGCUCUUAACUGAGGUGGACCACUGGAACAAUGAGAAGGAGAGAAUUGUGGCGAUCACCGACAAGACACUUUUGAUCUGCAAAUACGACUUCAUCAUGCUUAGCUGUGUCCAGUUUCAGCGAAUCCCCCUGAAGUACAUCGAUCGUAUUUGCUUGGGCAAAUUUGCCUUUCCUGGGAAGUCUUUGGAUACGAGACAAGGUGAAGGUCUGCGCAUCUACUGGGGGAACACAGAGAAUCAAUCAGUCUUGUCCCGCUGGAACCCUUGGUCCACUGAAGUUCCUUAUGCGACAUUCACAGAGCAUCCAAUGAAGUACUGCAAUGAAAAGCUCAGGGAAAUAUGCAAGAUGUCUGCAUUCACGGCUAAGCUGCUGCCAGCUGUUGAAAAUGCUCACAAAGACACCAUGGGACCACGAAGAGGAAAGGGCGUGAUAGUUUUGACUGAACCCAUUUUGAUCGAGACCUACACGGGAAUUAUGUCUUUCAUCGGGAACCGCAACAAACUCGGCUACUCCCUUGCUCGUGGAAGUGUUGGAUUUUGAGGCAGAUCAAGUUUUGUCAAUUUAUAGUAAA
This is a messenger RNA of Tachyglossus aculeatus (Australian echidna), 957 nucleotides long. It is a transcript of the gene TPRG1, whose product is annotated as tumor protein p63 regulated 1. Lineage: Eukaryota; Metazoa; Chordata; Mammalia; Monotremata; Tachyglossidae. The transcript has 6 exons. Gene Ontology annotation, cellular component: cytoplasm. The coding region runs from base 87 to 926 and encodes 279 amino acids. The record is from RefSeq and is a predicted model, not a curated record.